This is a messenger RNA of Rotaria sp. Silwood1, 1755 nucleotides long. The record is from the annotation of a GenBank genome assembly. Lineage: Eukaryota; Metazoa; Rotifera; Eurotatoria; Philodinida; Philodinidae.
AUGAAGAAUAAUAGUUUUGAUGAAGUUAAAAUUCAAUUUGAAAAGUUUCUAUCUCUAAUACGAAAUGUUUUAACAUCGGAAAAUGAAAUAAAUAUUAUUCAAAAUAAACUUCGACGUCAUUUUAAUACAACAACAUCUGAUUAUUUAUGUUCAAAUGAAUUUAUAUUAUCACUUAAUCAUAUUCAUAAUAUAUUUGUUGAAAAUAAAAAAUCAGUAAAAUAUUUUACAUUAUUAGCUUCAUUUGAUGAACAACUUAAAAAACAUUCUAUUAAAUUAUCAAGAUCAAAUUCAUUGUCAACUCAAAUUUCUGAAUGUUUACCUUCUAUGAUAACUACUAUUGAAACUAACUCAGUAAAUGAGAUAGUUACCACAACAGUUCCUUCUAAUAUUUCAAAAUCUACAAUUGAAUAUGAAACAUCAAUAACAGAUGUACAAGAAGUAAUAAAUCAUCUUGUAAAUGAAUGUUGUAAUACAUUAUCAGAAUCUACUUCAUCAAAAAAGAAUUCUGUUAAUAAUAUAAUAUCAACAUCUACUCAUUCAAAUCAUGAUUCAAAACAUCAACGAAAAAUAAUUAAAUUAGAACGACGUUUACAACGUUUAUCAAGAAUAAUACGUGAAUUAGAAGAAAAAGAUAUGUCACUUGAUGAAAUGGCACAUUGUGAUUUAUAUGUUGUUGAAUCAAAUUUAAAAAAACAAGCAUGUGAAAUUCAUAAUAAACUUGCUAAACUUAAAAGUCAACCAUUAUCAAUUGAAAGAAUUAUUCAUCGUCCAAUUGUUCUCAAUGAAUCUGACAUUGGUCAUUCAUUAAUACAGAAAGAUCUACAAGAAAUGGUUAAUCAAUCAAAACAUUUUCCUUCAUUUAGUGAUGUUCUUGAUACAGUUGAAAAGGCAAUUAAUAAAUAUAAACUUAAUUUUAAUGAAGAAACUCGAAAAAAUUUUGCUGAAAAAUCUUUUAAAAUCAUUGGUAAAGAAAUUAAAAAUCGACGAAUGGCUGAUUUUCAAGAUAUUAUGUAUAGUCGUCUUCCAGAAGAUUUUAAUAUUGAAAGAGAUGAUCCAGCAUUGAAGAAUGCUGAAAUUGAAAAAGUUUUAACAGAAAAUAAUCGUGAAGCUAUUAUUAAAACAGAAAAAAUUUUUGAAGAAUUUUCUAAAAUUGAACCUGAUCCGGAAGCUGAAAUCAAUAUUGAAUCAACUGAAGCAGAAGAAUCAAUAAAUGAAAAUAAUGAUAAAGAUGAAUCAGCAAAUGAAAAUAAUGAACAAAAUCAAUCAUCAGUAGAAAAUAACGAACAAGAAGAAACUCAAACAAUCGUAGAACCACAUGAAAUACAAUAUGAUAUUGUUGAUCUAGGCGUACCAUCAUCACCAGAACCAAUAAAUCAAAAUCUAUCAGAAUCAAAUUCUAUUGAAACAACACUUGAAAUAUCACUUAAUGAUCGUGCAUUAACAAUAUUAUCAACAGCUUCAUUACCUAUUAAAAGAACAAUACAUAAUCGAGAAUCAGAAAUUUAUAAUAAUAUUCAAUCAUCAUCGGCCACUGAAAAAGAUAGUAAUGUCGAAACAUUAAUACCACGACGUAAACCAAAUUUAGCUGAUAAUGAAAUUAUAUAUAGCCUUUACAAACAACGAUUGACAAAUAAUGUUUCAACUACAUCAACACAAAUGACUAAGAAAAGACAAUCAACAAUAAAUACCGAAUAUACAAAUGUAAAAAAAGGAAAGCAACAACAACCACAAUCAGAAAUUAUUGUACUUGAUUAA